Messenger RNA from Vanessa tameamea, 724 nucleotides. RefSeq lists its product as uncharacterized. The transcript is spliced from 3 exons. The coding region runs from base 115 to 699 and encodes 194 amino acids. Lineage: Eukaryota; Metazoa; Arthropoda; Insecta; Lepidoptera; Nymphalidae. The record is from RefSeq and is a predicted model, not a curated record.
CAAAUGUAUACAAGCUCAAUUAGUUUUUAAUCACGUUUUGUUGCAGCAUCAAGCUAUUAUAUUUCUUUACUACCAAUCGAACGUCAAUACAGCUUUGGUAUUGAUUGAAACACGAUGUUGUCUACAAUAUUAACUGUUUUGUGCCUGUCUAUAGUAAUUACAGCAGAUAUGAUCGCUUCAGGAAUGGACAGGACCUUAAGCGACGGAGUGACAAGUAUGGGGUACAAUGUAGUGUACGGAGACGAAGAUUUGUUUGUUAUAAAUCAGGUCAUAAGUAACGCAGAGAAAUCAGAUAUGUUGAAGAAAAAAACAAAUCUCAAUGAAGCUAUUGCCCCGUUACCAGCCGAAGAUGUUAAGUGCUUGAUGUCUGUUGACCGAUACUGUUCUAAAUCUAUGGGCGAAAUAAAAAGUGUUCUCAUCCAAGCAUUAAAAGAUGAUUGCGCUAAGUGUUCUAUAAAACAGAAAGAAAGCGCAGGAAAAAUUGUAGCAUCUAUGAUGGCCCAUGAUCCUGUUGCGUGGAAGCUCUUCCUCACCAGGUCAGCACUACUAAUUUUACCAGAAAAGAAACCAUUUAAAAAAGAAACAUCAAAAUUCAAAAUAAAGGGAGAUCCUGAAUUCAUUGAAAACGCAAGAAAUAGAUACACUAUGCCUGGUGUGAAAGUGAGAGUGAAAAGAUACGCAAUGGAGAAAAUACAUUAAUGUAUACAUUUCACUGUUGCCUAAA